AUGAAAAAGCUUCCUAAGCAAAAUUUUGGGGCAGGUGGGCAUGAGUCCCUUUUGGAUUCUUAUGGGUGCUACUCCUGCAUUGUAUGUUUGUGGAUGAGUCAUGCUCAAAUUCCCUUUUUGUUGCGUGAUUUUCUUGAGUGCAAGAUUUAUGCUCAAGACAUCCCGUGGGAUGAUUUCGAAUUCCCCUUAAUGUAUGAUAUCAUGAGUGAUUGUAAUAUACUACUUAGUAAUGAUGAUCAUGAUGCAGAGCACGAUGAGAAAACUCCACUGCUUUUGCUACAACAUUGUCUAGUAAGGAGAGUGACAGUGGUGCCCAGGCUUAGUCUAGAGAAGAAGAAACGGGAAUAUGUUCCAGACAAGUUCAAGGUCAAACUUGUGGAGAACUUGGCUUUAGGGUGUGAGAUAGAAGUGUCGUGUGAUGAGAAUUGUGAUUUGCAUCGGAAAAAUUGGGAUUUGUGUAAUGAGUUUAUAAAGUUAACUAAGCUUGUGAAUCCAUUCAUUACUCCAUCAACAAGGGUGGGUUCUAGUGUUACGAUGGUUCUUGAAUCGAAGUUAGAAAAUGUGAGGCGUGAUUUGAGGUUGUUACAAGAAGGGAAAGUUACUUUGGAAAAUAAGUUGGUCGAUAAUCAUCUUCUAGAGGGAUAUAUUUCUCUUUUGUAUAUUAAGGUGGCUUCAUUAGAGUUAGAAAAUAUUGGGCAUGUGGAUAAGAUCGUCAUGUUAGAGUUGGGCGUUCAGAAAUUAAAAUGUGAUCUUAGAGUGUUUGCAGUGAAGAAUACUGACCUUUAG
Molecule: messenger RNA, 786 nt
Organism: Lactuca saligna
Lineage: Eukaryota; Viridiplantae; Streptophyta; Magnoliopsida; Asterales; Asteraceae
Source: the annotation of a GenBank genome assembly